Molecule: messenger RNA, 4205 nt
Organism: Gekko japonicus
Lineage: Eukaryota; Metazoa; Chordata; Lepidosauria; Squamata; Gekkonidae
Gene: TPCN2
Product: two pore segment channel 2
Exons: 25
Coding region: 1-2307 (768 amino acids)
Biological process (GO): transmembrane transport; monoatomic ion transport
Cellular component (GO): lysosomal membrane
Molecular function (GO): voltage-gated channel activity; monoatomic ion channel activity
Source: RefSeq, a predicted model, not a curated record
AUGGGGCAAAGAACCAGCGCCGAGACGCGGCCUUUGCUGCCGCCAGGGGCUCCCGGACGGCUCCGAAAGCUGAGUCGUCUCUACGCGGACAGGGACAGCAAUAGCCCGGGAGAGGACGGGCGCUGCGGCGGGAUCGCGGCUUCGCUGCCUUCCGUUAGCGGGAACGUUACCGAUGACCAGAAUCUCUACAUCAACCAAGCUGUAGUGUUCAUUGAAGAUGCAAUUCAGUAUCGUUCCAUUUAUCACCGUGUGGACUCUGAUUCCUUGUGGCUUUAUCGGUGGUAUUAUUCAAGAGUUUGCCAAUGGAUUUUGAGUAUCACCAUUAUGCUAAUCUUAGUGCUUGCAUUCAUCGAACUCCCUUCAUCGCUUACUAUCACAUCAGAUGUGCGAUAUCGCUCGAAAGCCUGGGAGCCGCCUUGUGGCCUGACUGAAAGCAUUGAAAUGCUUUGUUUCCUUGUUUUUAUAGUGGAUGUCUCUGUAAAGAGUUAUCUAAUAGGAUGGGAAGAAUUUCGGAAAACAAAGUGGCUGUUGGCUUAUAUUGUGGUGCUACUUGUCUCACUUGUAGACUGGGCUACCUCGAUAUCUCUUUCCUGUGGCACGACUCUGAGAAUAAGACGAUUCCUCCGGCCUUUCUUUCUGCUUCAGAACUCUUCAAUGAUGAAAAAGACACUAAAAAGCAUAAAGAGUACUUUGACAGAAAUGGGAGGUGUUGGGCUGCUAUUGGUUCUUCACCUGUGUCUUUUUACCAUGUUUGGUAUGCUGCUGUUUGCUCGAACACAGGAUGGCCAACUGGAGAAGGAAUGGAAGGGAUAUUUUCACAGUUUGACAGAUUCAUGGACUACAUUGCUGGUAUUGUUGACAACUGCAAAUAAUCCAGAUGCGAUGAUUGCUGCGUAUUCUAAGAAUCGAGCUUAUGCCAUCUUCUUCAUACUCUUCAUUGUGAUAGGGAACUUGGUUCUGAUGAACUUGUUGACAGCAAUAACAUACAAUCAGUUUCGUGGCUAUCUUCUGAAAUCGGUCCAGACCUCAUUUUUCAGGAGACGUUUAGGAAUCCGUGCUGCAUUUGAAGUUCUUUGUUAUCUGAAAGAGACUGCUGUCAAUAAUGAUGUUUUGUGUGUCCCAACUUGGACCCUUUUACAAGUGGUGAGGAAAGUAGAAAUGAAUUCCCACUGUAAGAAAGCAAUAAUUGAGAGGCUUAAGUCAUAUCCUCAUGGAGGAGGACUGUCAUCCGCUCAAUUUCAGUCACUCUUUGAUGAACUUGACAGAGAAUCAGUUAAAGAGCAUCCUCCAAGACCAGUUUAUGAGUCACCUUUUCUACAAAGAAUCCAGUUUGUCUUUGGUCAUAGUUACUUUGAGUAUUUAGGAAAUGCUGUAGCUUUAGCAAACAUCAUUUCUGUAUGUGUGGUCUUGGUAUUAGAUGUGGAAAAGCCACCGGAUAUCCGUGAUGACUUCUUUUUAGGGGUUAUAAACUGUUUCUUCAUUCUCUGCUACCUGCUGGAAAUGUUGCUGAAAGUAUUUGCAUUGGGAUUAAGAAGAUAUUUAUCUUACACAAGGAACAUCUUUGAUGGAGUUCUGACUGUAGUUCUGAUGGUUUUGGAAGUGUCAACAUUUGCUGUGUAUGGAUUUCCUCAUCCAGGCUGGAAACCCGAAAUGCAGGGCUUGUGGUCUCUGUGGGACAUGGUGCGUCUGGCAAACAUGCUGAUUGUGUUCAGAUUUCUGCGAAUUAUUGCCAACAUGGAGUUCAUGUCUGUAGUUGCUAGUACACUGAUAGAUCUGGUGAAAAAUUUAAGAGCCUUUGCUGGGAUCUUAGUGGUGAUUUUCUACAUAUUUGCAUUACUUGGCACAGCGCUCUUUAGGGGGGCUGUUGUUCCUGUGGGCAACGUUAGCGCUGUGAACAUGACAUCUGGUAACACCACCUUUCAGUGUGGUACUUUCGAACAACUGGAGUAUUGGCCAAACAACUUCGAUGACUUUGCUGCAGCAGUGGUGACCCUGUGGGAUGUGAUGAUUGUGAAUAAUUGGCACGUUUUCUUGGAUGCAUUUUCCAGAUUUACGUCUCCAUGGUCAAAAUUGUACUUCAUUGCCUGGUGGCUGAUUUCCUCCGUCAUGUGGGUCAAUCUGUUCAUUGCAUUACUCCUGGAGAACUUUAUUCACAAGUGGGAUCGUCGCAACAAUCAUCCAUCUCUCUCAAAAUUUGAAUACCAAAUGACAGUGGAACUCCUGUUUAGGGAUGUUUUGGAAGAACCUACAGAGGAAGAGCUGAUUGAAACUCUUUAUCAGCAUCCACAUAUGGAUCUACGCAGGUGAUCCCUUGGUGCAAGCAGCAAUUGAUUUUUGCACACCUCUGUGCAGGUGUUACAGCUGAAAGAAAGAGACUGCAACUCUUUUUUGAAAGAAGUGUUUCAUCUUUGACUUUAGUUUUGAAUGCUUCCUGCAAUAUAAGAUCUUUAGGGACCAACAUAUUUUUGUUUUUUAAAAAAAUAUUUUAAUUUGAAUAUGAUUUUAUUUCAGCUUUUUAAUGGGACCAUGGCACCGUCACUUUAAAAGUCUGGAAGACAAAUUGACAGAGCAAUUAACUACUUGUAAGGAAGGGAAAUGUAUGACAAUUACAUUGCACUUUACAAUGGAAACUAUGGAAGUUACAUAACCACUACACUGACUUAUUGCUUAUAUCUAUUUUUUAAACCCUGUAAAUAACUUAGCUGAUUUUUUCAGUGUUCAUUGUCUGCUGUGUCAAGAACAGUUCCUUAAAAUCCACAAAACAUUUUGACAAAUACAGGUGAUUUUUUUCCCAAUAGCAAGAAGAGUUUUUAUGCUUAAUUUUGGAAUUGAAAUAAGAGGCCAUCAUCCUGACAAUACUUGAAAAUAGUUAACCUAUGGUUAGCAUGAAGGAUAAUCACAAUCAUUACAGCUUUGAACUCAAGGACUACUCUUGGGACUGCUCUGAGUUAAGUGAUUGGAAGGCUGCGGCACUGUGGUCAUUGGAGAUGCUUAACCUUCAUUAGUUUCAGUGAAUGUUACACAAUCCCUGCCGGUGCCUUAUUGAAAUGAUUAGCAGCUAUACAGUUGUAGAACUUAGUGGAUUGUGGUUGUGUAUUGCAUAGUCAGGUGCCUUGAUGUAACAAGGCAGCCAUGUUCAUGAAAAGCAGGCUCACUUACACAGUUGCCAUUACAGGUUUGUGAACCAUGCAUGCAAACUGGAUGCUCACCUGAGAACAUGUCUGCAUUGCAGUACAUGCCUGGAUUUGAGGUAUCCAGUGUUAAUGCACUUCUGCCAGUGCAUUGUUUUAAUGAGGAUGCUCCUCUUUUUGAAGGACAAUACCUAUCCAUGUGUGCUAUUUUGGACCACUAAUCAUGUGCGGUACCUUGUGGAUUAUGACUCUAGAUUGAGGCCAUUAUGGUUUUUAUAAGGGUUUUUUAUAUAAAUAAGGAGCAUUGGGGAGGGGACCCUUUCUGAUUGGAUAAAUUAUUUUAUGCUCCAGAGUAAGCACUGUGUCCAUGUGCACUGUUUGCAGUUGUAUUCUUCUGCUGGAGUGGUGCCUGCUAGCUUUAUCAAUCUGCUGUGCCUUUGGAAUCUGGUUAGGGUUAGAAAACUACUUCCAGGAUCUUGAGGCUGUUCAAAUUUCCCUCUAAAACCACAUAGAGAGAAACUUUGGGUUAUCAUCCAUGCAAAGUAAAACUAGACAGGCUAUCAGUGUUUGGAACACUGACUAGGUAUCAAAUCUCAUUCGACAAAGGUAAAAGCAGCUUCCAUUUAGAGCAGUUUUUAAAGAAAAACUUUGGCCCAUGUGGAGCUGCUCCUUCAUCCAGUGCUUAGGAAGUUGCCCACAAUUUGUGAUAAAAAUCUAAUUUACAUAUUGGUUUGUUCAAUUUCUUUUUUGAGCAUUAUGUUGUUUUUAGCACAACAAGCAUUCUGUGUAUUCACCCCAACAGUUGGGUUUCUUGUCUCUCCCCCUUUCUUCUUUGCAGUGGUGCCAUUUGGCCAGUAUUAUUUGCCCAGUCUACCAAUGCAAUAUAAAUUUCAUUCCUUUGUCCCCUGGGACCUUUUUUUAAUAGAGAAACCACUAAAUAUAGUCUAUAUUUUAUGAAUUGUUGUAUAUUGAAUUGAAUGUGUUCAAUAAGCUACUGUAAGCUGUAUCAGUACCAGUCCUGUAUUAAGAAUGCAGAUACUUGAAUGUAAUUACUGUGAAUACAGUAAAAUAUUU